Molecule: messenger RNA, 552 nt
Organism: Punctularia strigosozonata HHB-11173 SS5
Lineage: Eukaryota; Fungi; Basidiomycota; Agaricomycetes; Corticiales; Punctulariaceae
Exons: 2
Coding region: 1-552 (183 amino acids)
Source: RefSeq, a predicted model, not a curated record
AUGGACAAAAAUCCGACGAACGAUACAGCGCAUGGCUCGUCGACCGGCGGCGGAGCGGGUGCCAAGAUCCGUGGGGCAUGGGAGGUCGUGCACGGCGCAGGAGAGAGCCUCCGCGGCAACGUCCUCGACUUCGUCGACAACCUCGGUUUCGGGAAUCCGCGCCCCGCCCAGCCGUCGCACGUCUACGCCAGCGAACGCGGUACCACGGAAAUCCAGCGAGGCAUGACCCGCCUGCACGGGCACGGAACGGCGUCCACCGGUCCGGGAGGCACCCACGAUGGCGUUUCCGCACCGACGGGAUCACAUCCUUCCGGAUUUAACGACGGCACUCGCGGUGCAAGCGGAACUACAACGGGGAAUGACCACGACGGCGGCGAUAGCGGCUAUGGCUAUGGAGCAGGUGUAGGGAAAGUGCCACUGAACACGUACGAGACAAGCACGACUGGGGGCAACGGGGACGUGGGUAUCCAGCGCGCGACAGAAGCGUUGGGGAUGACCGUUGGGCCGGGUGGAGAGGUCCCGACGUCAGGCGGUGCAUCAAGGCGGAUGUGA